Molecule: messenger RNA, 900 nt
Organism: Clonostachys rhizophaga
Lineage: Eukaryota; Fungi; Ascomycota; Sordariomycetes; Hypocreales; Bionectriaceae
Source: the annotation of a GenBank genome assembly
AUGGCAUCUCCAUUCUUCCCAUCUCUUACCAAAAUAUGGCACGGCGAGUCAUACCCUGACAUAUCGCCAUCACGUCCUGAGCUUUCAGCCGCAAACAAGACCGUUGUCAUCACUGGCGGCGGCAGCGGCAUUGGCGAGAGCAUCGCAAAGGCUUUUGCAGCCGCUGGAAGUACCAAGAUAGCAAUCGUGAGCCGAACAGAAAAGAAUCUUCUAGCGACUAAAAAGUCCAUCGAAGUGGAAUUUCCAGGUUCCCAGGUCCUGGCCGCCCCUGCCGACAUCACCAAUAAGGAGCAAGUAGAUGCCGCGUUCGCCAAGAUCUUCAAUGACUUUGGCAAGAUCCACGUCCUUGUCUGCAACUCCGCGUAUCUGCCGGUCUCCAAAUCUGUGCUCAGCGCGGACUUUGACUUGACAGACUGGUGGAGCACCUUCAACACCAACAUCCUCGGAGGACUAUACACGUUCCAGGGAUUCGCCAAAUACGCGGCCGAGGGGGCACAUGUCCUCCAUAUCUCGACAGCCAUCGCUCACAUGCCGCCGCUCGAGCCUGGAGUAUCUGCCUAUGCCGCAAGCAAAAUAGCUGCCACGAAGUUGUUUGACUACAUUGCGAUCGAGAAUCCGGGACUACAUGUUGUUAACGUGCAUCCCGGGCUCAUUGAAAGCAAGAUGAGUCAAAGAAGCGGCCACGGCGGCAUGGAUCAUAUCGACUUGCCUGGCCACUUUUGCUUGUGGCUGGUUAGCCCGGAGGCCGGCUUUCUCAAGGGGAAGUUUGUGUGGGUGAAUUGGGAUGUGAAUGAGUUGAAGGCGAGAAAGGAUGAGAUUCUCAACACUGAUCUCUUGAACACGAAGCUGAGCGGGAUUUCCUUUACGGGGUGGAGAACCGGAGCAUUGGACGAUGUCUGA